Colletotrichum fioriniae is the source of this 810-nucleotide messenger RNA. RefSeq lists its product as uncharacterized. The record is from RefSeq and is a predicted model, not a curated record. Lineage: Eukaryota; Fungi; Ascomycota; Sordariomycetes; Glomerellales; Glomerellaceae.
AUGAAGCUGUACCCCUCCAUCAACCCCGACCUCGCCGACUGGGCCGCCCGCCAGCCUGUCUUCUUCACGGCCUCGGCCCCAACCCACCACCCCCACAUCAACGUCUCCCCCAAGGGCCUCUCCGCCCACUUCGCCGUCCUCUCGCCCAACCUCGUCGCCUACAUUGACCGCACCGGCUCCGGGUGCGAGACGAUCGCCCACAGCUACGAGAAUGGCCGGUUGACGCUCAUGUUCAUGUCGUUUGGGCCCGCUCCGCGUAUCCUGCGUCUGUUUUGCAAGAGUAGGAUCGUCGAGUGGGAUCAUCCGGACUUUGACAAGUGGAUGAAGCGUGUUAUCCCGCAGGAUGAGGCCGGCGGUGUCAAUAAUAGAGAUUCAUAUGAUGGGGCUAGGGCUGUUGUUAUUGGCGAGGUGUGGGAGGUGCAGACGAGCUGCGGGUAUGGUGUGCCCAUGGUGAGGAAGGAGCUUUAUGCGCCUGCCACGGCGUCGGAGGAUGGGACGCUUGAGAAGGCGACACAGCAGCAGCGCGACAUAAUCGAUACCACCGGAAAGGAGACGACGACGACGACGACGACGACAAAGAGAGACGAACUCUCCGUCUUUGAAGAGCGUCCCACCCUCGACUACUACUGGAAGAAACGCGUCGACAACAACACCGUCAACACCUACCAGGUCGAGACGAACCGCACCUCCAUCGACGGGUUACCCGGCUUGAAGGCAGCGAGGCGGGAUGCCGGGGAGACGCUCUGGAUCGCGGAUGCGAGGGCGGAGGUGUUGCGUGCGGCGAGGGAGACGAGGGACGACAGGAAGUAG